CUGCCAGUCUCUUCUUCACAGAAUCUAAAAACCUUUUCUCCCUACUACUCCCACACCCUCUGCUUUCUUCACUCCGACUCAGAAGAAAUCCAGAGGAAAUAGUGAGAGAACAUUAAAAAAAAAAAAAUCACAUAAACAAUAAAAAUGUCUCUCACUAUUCCCACAAAUCUGUCUAAACCCGUGUUAAAGCCGAAGUUAAGCUCUCCAUCGAGCCCAAAAUCGAGGCCUAUGAUACUCUGCAGCUCGACUUCUCAAAACACCAACCCAGAGAAAAGUACCAGCACUUCGCCACUGCAGACUUUCUCUGCUGCACUCGCGCUCUCCUCCAUCAUUCUCUCUGCGGCCCCAGUUCCCGCCAUGGCCGACAUCGCCGGCCUGACCCCAUGCAAGGAGUCCAAGCAGUUCGCCAAACGAGAGAAGCAACAGAUCAAGAAGCUGGAGUCGUCGUUGAAGCUGUACGCACCGGACAGCGCGCCGGCUCUGGCAAUCAAAGCCACGAUAGAUAAGACGAAGAGGAGGUUCGACAACUACGGAAAGGCGGGAUUGCUGUGCGGGUCAGACGGGCUUCCCCAUUUGAUAGUGAGCGGUGAUCAGAGGCACUGGGGAGAGUUCAUAACACCGGGGUUACUGUUUCUGUACAUAGCGGGGUGGAUCGGGUGGGUUGGCCGCAGCUACCUGAUUGCGAUAAGGGUUGAAAAGAAGCCGACGGAGAAGGAAAUCAUCAUUGAUGUGCCGUUGGCUUCGAGGUUGGCCUUCAGAGGCUUCAGUUGGCCUAUUGCUGCCUACAGAGAAUUCGUCAAUGGCGACCUUAUUGCCAAGGAUGUCUAACUUCUUUGCCUUUAUUUUUAUCUCAGGUUUGCUCUCUCUUUUUUCUUUAAAAUAUUGAGACAAUGAUUUUCAUUUUGAUUUUAUUUUGGUCAUGCGUCUAAUUGAGCAGUUGGCAUGGGAUGUGGGGAGGGAGAUGUGGUGGAGUGCCUGAUCACCAUGGGAAGUUGUAUGAGGAGAUGGAGGUCUCUUAAUGGUGGGGAAGAUUUCUUUGUAUUAAAAAUGUAAAAUUUUAUUUUUAAUUGAUUUUGUGUAAUUAUUUUCUUA
Molecule: messenger RNA, 1092 nt
Organism: Juglans microcarpa x Juglans regia
Lineage: Eukaryota; Viridiplantae; Streptophyta; Magnoliopsida; Fagales; Juglandaceae
Product: photosystem I reaction center subunit III, chloroplastic-like
Exons: 1
Coding region: 145-828 (227 amino acids)
Biological process (GO): photosynthesis
Cellular component (GO): photosystem I; chloroplast thylakoid membrane; photosystem I reaction center
Source: RefSeq, a predicted model, not a curated record